AUGCUCUCCCGGCGAGCCUUGACGUUGGCCGCAUCUUCCGCACGAUCACUUGCCCGCACCCGACCUCAAUCCCAAGUCCAGCCUCAAUUCCGCCUCCCUCGAGCUCAGUUCUCGGUUGCGAGAUGUCUGAAAGCUGCUGAGCAAGAGAUAGAUGAUCCCGAAAUGAACAACAACUACAUUAACCCACCUCGAAUCAAGCGACAACACCGUGACCCGUACGCCGACUGGGACGACAAACAAGAACGGCGCAACUUUGGCGAACCCGUCCACGAAGACAAUGACGUUCUUGGUAUUUUCGCUUUGGAGGACUAUACAUUCAUGUCCAGCGCGCGAGGUCUUUUGAUGUGGGCAGGUUUCGUCACCUGCGUUCUGGGGGUGUACUAUGGCGUCGCAUACACAUAUCCUGGCAAACCGAGCGCGCCACGAGAACUUGAAGGAGGACUAUUUGAGGAGCUGGGAGGCCCGGGUGCCGUUCGGGCACGCAUGGCUGGGGACUCGGAAGAUAGUGAAUAA
Molecule: messenger RNA, 513 nt
Organism: Fonsecaea nubica
Lineage: Eukaryota; Fungi; Ascomycota; Eurotiomycetes; Chaetothyriales; Herpotrichiellaceae
Exons: 3
Coding region: 1-513 (170 amino acids)
Cellular component (GO): mitochondrion
Source: RefSeq, a predicted model, not a curated record